AUGAAUCAUUAUUCAAUUUCAUUUAAUAUAUCUUAGCUUGUACUGUGAUUCUUUUUCCCAGAUCAGAAUCUCUGUGAAACGUACACAAGCUAGCAAGCAUGGCAUCUUCACCUUCAACACACAACAACUGCCUUGGAUGGGCUGCAGAGAUCCAUCCGGACUUCUCUCUCCUUAUAAUUUCAGCCGCAGGGUUGUCGGGAGCGAUGAUGUGUCGCUAGAUAUUGCAUAUUGCGGCAUCUGUUAUGCUGAUGUUAUCUGGACAAGGAAUGAAGGAGGAACAUCCAAGUACCCUUUAGUGCCUGGCAGACAUGAGAUUGUAGGAAUUGUGAAAGAGGUUGGGUCCAACGUUGUUGAGCGGUUUAAAGUUGGUGACCCUGUGGGAGUUGGAGCUUAUGUUAACUCUUGCAGGGAGUGUAAGUAUUGUAACGAUGAAGAUUUAGAAGUUGAGUGUUCAAAGGGUGCUGUCCCUACUUUUGAUGGCAUAGAUGCGGAUGGUACAGUCACCAAAGGAGGAUACUCUACUUACAUUGUUGUUCAUCAAAGGUAUUGCUACAAAAUUCCUGAAAAUUACCCUCUCGCCUCAGCAGCGCCAUUGUUAUGCGCUGGAAUUACUGUGUACACUCCGAUGAUGCGACAGAACAUGAAUCAACCUGGUAAGUGUUUGGGUGUGAUUGGACUAGGUGGUCUUGGUCACUUGGCUGUGAAGUUUGGCAAAGCUCUUGGAUUGAAAGUGACGGUUUUCAGCACCAGUAUAUCAAAGAAAGAAGAAGCUCUGAAUCUUCUUGGCGCCGACAACUUUGUGAUCUCAUCUGGUCAACAACAGAUGAUGGCACUGUCGAAAUCAUUUGACUUCCUGAUUAACACUGCAUCCGGAGAUAUCCCAUUUGAUCUGUACUUGUCGCUGUUGAAGACUGCUGGUGUUCUUGCUUUGGUGGGGUUUCCUAAAGAAGUGAAAUUUAGCCCUGCAAGCCUAAGUUUUGGUAUAAUUAUCUCAACUAAAAGCUAAGCUCUGCAAUUUAAAA
This is a messenger RNA of Ipomoea nil (Japanese morning glory), 1022 nucleotides long. RefSeq names its product probable cinnamyl alcohol dehydrogenase 1. Gene Ontology annotation, molecular function: zinc ion binding; oxidoreductase activity, acting on the CH-OH group of donors, NAD or NADP as acceptor. The record is from RefSeq and is a predicted model, not a curated record. Lineage: Eukaryota; Viridiplantae; Streptophyta; Magnoliopsida; Solanales; Convolvulaceae. The transcript has 5 exons. Bases 137 to 1006 code for a protein of 289 amino acids.